AUGCGCUCACAUCAAAGUCGUCAACGAAGGAAACAGCGAAGCAGUAGGGGACAGGAGGACGAUCAGAUAUUGGUGUCACGGACCGACGAUUCUCAUUCUGACUCUUACACUCACCCACGUCUACCCUCCAACUCACACCCCUCCGAAAAUUACAGAACUCCGACACCCAGUAGAACGGGUUCAUACGAAAUGGCUCGUGAACCUUCAUCCUCCAGAAUCAACCACGAACACCCAGAGUCGUGGCAUUUAGACUCGGUUGAGGAUAGAUAUUCUGCAACUUACCGUGAUAGCUACCAUCGCAGAGUGAGCAGAGAUGGUUAUGAAAUGGUAGAUUCAAGAGAGGAGUGGAGACCUCGGCGUAGUAGUGAAUCCCACCAUCCACAACAACGCGAUGAGUGGCCGAGUCGAUAUCAUGGCAGUGGACAGGAUUCAUAUUCUUAUCAAGACCCAACUGGUUGGGAUCCUCCACCAGCGCCUUCAUAUGACGACAGACUCUCCUAUUCUCGCUGGCCAGAAGAAACCGUCGUUCCUCGAAAUGACAACCACGAUUUUCAUUACCGCCAGAGAGACCAGCGUGGUGGGCGUCGGGAGCGCGAUGCGAGCCGGGACAAACAUGCAGAGGAAAGGCCAUCGGAUAUGGGGUGGGUCCCUCGUCACCGAGAGAACGGAAGGCGAUCAUUGGGGGAAGGAAAGGUAUGGGAUCGUCCACGAAGUCCUAUCCCCGAGCGUUCUUGGGAACCUGCGGAGAGUUGGAAGUCGUCACAAAGGAACGAUUCCACUGAUACUUACAGUUCCUCACAGCGAAACAAUGGGUACAAUAAGCAACAUAAAGGUAGCCAUAGGAAAAGCCAGCAACAGAACAAAAGUCGAAGGGAAUGGAGGAAUGACGAUAGCCACUUGAACAAUUGGCACAGGCGUGAUAAUCACACAUCCGAAAGACCUAUGAGGUCGUCCAGAAAGAAGCAUCCGCGAUCUUUUUCUCAUUCACGCUCGAGAUCUCCAGCGGAGUCUUACUAUUCUCAUUAUUCAUCGAAAGGUCGCAGUCGUUCGCGCUCUCCUUCCCCGGCCCCGAAACGGGCAAGGCGCGAACCGAGCCCUCUCGUGCGCCACCAGGAAACACCUCUUGACAACUUAGGGAGACGAAACGAUACGUCCUACAACGAAAAACGAUCAGUUUCUCCUUCAUCACGUCAUACACGCGGAACUCUCAAAGCUCGCAGAAAAAGCAUCUCUUCCAUAUCAACCGUCAGCACCGACAGAAGUCGUAGUCGUAGUCCUGAUACCCGUCCUCGUGCUGUUCAUCGACUUCCAACCGCGUCAACAGGGCAAUACCGGUCGAAUACCGCCAAGGAGCAUAAAACAAGGAAACAUCACGGUCGCAAUCACAAAUCGCCGCUUGUUGCGACGCCCAGCUCGGAGCAAAUGCCUCCCCCUUCUGUCCCUCAUCGAUCUCUUUACGAUGAUGCACAAAUACCGGUGCCAUCCCCGGUUACAUCUGCAACUCCACUCCCGGCGACCAGUGAGCCUUUGUCUUACGCGGUAGAAGACAGACAUGCCACCCCUGCCCGCAUGGCACCCAUCAAACACGCCGGAUUUAAACCGAUCGGUCAGAACUCAACGUCCUCGUUGAAAAGAUUCUUUCCUGGCGACGACGACGACGAUAUGGACGUUAGUAAUGACUCUAGCUCGUCGUCCCGCAUACACGACGGCAGACCCGAGGACGUCUUGGGGAGGGAGGUUAAAAGGGACCAGGACUUUGAACAUCGCAAUUCUUUUGAAAUGCACCAGCCUCCCCAAGAUCCUUAUGCUAUACAUUCCGAUGGAGGUCUUUACGACGCGAAGCUGGGCCACCAACAUUUAUCACCCCUCCGCGACGCGGACGCGCCGCUUCGCAAUAAUAGCGAUGACGAACAAGGAGCUCCUCCAUCCACCCGCGAUGCGUCUAUGCACGUGCCUGUACCUGUAUCGGCAAGUACUGCACUUCCAACUUCUACUCAAGGAGAGGUAUACUCCAUCGUUAGUCAAGUUGGCGAAGGAACGUUUGGCAAAGUGUAUAAGGCGCGCAACACCUAUAGCGGCGUACAUGUUGCGUUAAAACGUAUUCGCAUGGAAACUGAGAAGGAUGGAUUUCCAGUUACUGCUAUGCGGGAGAUAAAAUUACUUCAAUCUCUUCGACACGAUAAUGUCGUAAGGCUUCACGAGAUGAUGGUGUCUAGUGGAUCCGUGUAUAUGGUCUUUGAGUAUAUGGACCACGACCUGACAGGGGUGUUAUCCCAGACCCAGUUCAUUUUUUCAGAUGCACACCUUAAGUCUCUAUGUCACCAAAUGCUAGCCGGCUUGGGUUACCUUCAUCAUAAAGGGGUCAUUCAUCGCGACAUCAAGGGUUCCAAUAUUCUCAUCAAUAACCGUGGUGAACUCAAGCUUGGUGACUUUGGGCUCGCACGAUUUUACCAGAAACGGCGUCGGGCAGACUAUACCAAUCGCGUUAUCACGUUAUGGUACAGACCCCCCGAGUUACUCUUUGGAGCCACGAUAUAUGGCCCGGAAGUUGACAUGUGGAGUGCUGGAUGCAUCAUGCUGGAAUUGUUCACAAAGAAACCUGUAUUCCAGGGUAACGAUGAAAUAUCCCAACUCGACGUCAUCUACCGUAUAAUCGGCACGCCCAAUCGCGAAAGAUGGGCCGAUGUUGCUAAUUUGCCUUGGUAUGAGCUGGUAAAACCAAAAGACGCUAUUCCAAACCACUUCAGAGAACUCUUUCGGAAGUGGAUGUCCCCGGCUGCUCUCGACCUCGCUGAACGUCUACUUGAUUACAACCCGGCACAGCGUAUAACAGCCUCACAGGCUUUGGAUACCCCUUACUUCAGCACUGAAAUGCCACCGCCUUCUCCGCCAGUCGGCUUGGCAACGCUCGAGGGUGAAUGGCACGAAUUGGAAACAAAACGAGAACGCGCAAAAAGACGGAGGAAGGAUUAA
Marasmius oreades (fairy-ring Marasmius) is the source of this 2973-nucleotide messenger RNA. RefSeq lists its product as uncharacterized. The transcript is spliced from 6 exons. Lineage: Eukaryota; Fungi; Basidiomycota; Agaricomycetes; Agaricales; Marasmiaceae. Gene Ontology annotation, cellular component: cyclin/CDK positive transcription elongation factor complex; nucleus. Gene Ontology annotation, biological process: protein phosphorylation; transcription elongation by RNA polymerase II; positive regulation of transcription elongation by RNA polymerase II. The record is from RefSeq and is a predicted model, not a curated record. Gene Ontology annotation, molecular function: cyclin binding; ATP binding; cyclin-dependent protein serine/threonine kinase activity. The coding region runs from base 1 to 2973 and encodes 990 amino acids.